Messenger RNA from Salmo salar (Atlantic salmon), 3842 nucleotides. Its product is annotated as eukaryotic translation initiation factor 4B. Gene Ontology annotation, molecular function: RNA binding. The record is from RefSeq and is a predicted model, not a curated record. NCBI's taxonomy places the organism in Eukaryota, Metazoa, Chordata, Actinopteri, Salmoniformes, Salmonidae.
ACGAGUGUUGAAGUGCAAGGUUCAACUUGUCCGCUGUUUAGGUGCCUUGGCUACCACGCUGUGAUGAUAGGCCCCGCUUUACUGAAGUUGCAAGACAUUGCAAGCCAAGAAAUUGCGAGAUACAGCUUUUGAUUGCUGAUAGAUAGGCCUAGUGGACGAUUCUGACUGUCUGCCUGGUGGCCGACCUGCCGAUACUGUGCCCCUCCCCUCUCCGUCCCUCACUAGCUCGCUAUGAAAGAUGAGUGUUUGUGUUCUCCUAAGUACAGCAACUAAUCAGUCUCCUCCGUUCCAAAAAUACUGAAUCUUAGGAGUCUAAUCUUGACACUCAGAAAUGGGCGUUGACAUCGGGCGGCGAAUUGCAAGGAUUUGAGGAAUCAAUUAUUUUGGAGUCGACUUCACCACUACGUCAUCGUUGUUAACAGAAAAAACUAAUGUCAGAGAAAGGCAAGCGACAGCAGCGAAGUCCUGUAUGGCAAUACUUUGAGAAGUUCAUUGAGAAGGAAACGCAAACUUUGUGAGGUGGAAGUUAAGUACAGUAAUGGUAAUACAGGUGCAAUGCUUAACCAUCUGAAAGGGAAGCACUGUGAGACCAAACCGUUGAUGGCAGCAGCUGCAUUGUGAAUUCACGUGGGAUUUAUGCAUUUUAUGCUGUUUAAUCGUUAAGAAAAAUGUUCCACUUGUCACAUCCCUACCCUGGGCACAUGCCCUGUGUGCCUGGUCGGUAUUCAGCCAUGAUUACUAGAAGUUUAGAUCGCUGGCUAGACUAACUUACCAAUCGUAAUUGUUAGCUGACAUGGCUAAUUGAGUGACUGUCAGUGACUGACAUAACAAGAGAAACUGCUGAUGCACAAGCACAUUUUUAAACUGCACCUUGUGUAUUCUACUAUUCUAACUUUCAACAGUAUGCUGAGACCCCACUGAGUUCCUAAAACAGAUAUUUGUAAAAAAGUAUUAUAACUUUUUGGCCAGGGGCCCUAAGCGACCAUCAUAUUGGUGUCAUCAUGCAAUGGAAUUAACACAGUGAACAUGCGUACAAAAUGUUAAAUUGGACAAUAGAUCCCAUUCUCAUGAAUUACUUUUGAGAACCUCGCUUCAAAUUCCGUUAACUAGGCUUACACCGCCCCCCAGUGGUGAUAGAGUGACCGACACCAUUGCAAUGCAGCCCUGUAGCUGGACACGUUGCGAAACAUGCACGCGGAAACUUGCGUGCCCACGUCUCCAGGAUCCAGGGCAGGCUGUCGAUCUCCAACAUGGCGGCGUUAGGAAGAGGAUCUGGUCAUUGACCACAGGAAUGACCAUGCGUCUUCAUAGAUAUUGUUUGUUUGGGACUACGAUAGUUGCAUACUGUGCCGACACAGCUAAGAAGAAGGGGAAUAAGAAGGUGAAGACCCUAUCUCUGACUGACUUCCUUGCUGAUGACAAGGGGGGCAAUGCUCCCACAAGUUACGCUCCCACCAAGCCCACUAGCAGCUGGGCAGACGAGACAGAUGACCUGGAAACAGAGGUGUCCACCUCCUGGCAUACAGAGGAGGAUAUGUACAGGGCCCCGGCCAUCGACCGCUCCAUCCUGCCCACAGCACCCCGUUCAGCCCGGGAGCCAAACGUUGACCGCUCCCGUAUCCCCCGUGGUCCCCCUUACACCGCCUUCCUGGGCAACUUGCCCUAUGACGUCACUGAGGACUCAAUUAAGGACUUCUUCAGGGGUGUGGGGAUCAGUGCAGUGCGUCUUCCUAGAGAGCCCAGUAACCCAGAGAGGCUGAAGGGUUUUGGCUAUGCUGAGUUUGAUGAUGUGGAAUCCCUCCUGAGGGCCUUGAGUCUAAACGAAGAGAACUUGGGAAAUAGAAGAAUCCGUGUGGACAUUGCAGACCAGUCUAAUGACAAAGGGAGGGAUAAUCACUCCAUGGGUGGCCGGGACAGGGACCGAGGGGGAGACUUUGGCCCAGACAAGACAGACUGUGAUGACUGGAGGGCUCCUCGGCCCAGUGGAGGAGAGAGUGACGACGGGCCGCCUCGGAGAGAUGACGCCUUUGGAGACCGGUCACGGGACCGCUACGAGUCAGACAGGCCCAGAGGAGAUGAUCGCUACGGAGGGGGCCAGGACAGGUUCAGGGAUCGCUAUGAUGACCGGGAUCGCAGAGAUGACAGAGGAGGUGGUUUUGGUGGCGGUGGUGGUGGCCGCAGGGCAUUUGGCACUGGUUACAGGCGCGAUGAGGGAGGACAGGAUAGCUACCGGCAGGAUAGCUACCGGCCGGAUAGCUACCGACGGGAUGACUACCGGGUUAGUGGGGAUCGGUAUGGUGACCGUGGUAGCGAUCGAUAUGAGAGACGGGAGGAAAGCCGGGAUGACAGAGUUGCUGUCGAGAGGCCCAAAUUGAUCCUGAAGCCCCGUAGCGUACCCAAAGAGGUGGAGCAGAGCAACACCCCGUUUGCCCCCUCAGGCAGGGCUGCCUCCAUCUUCGGCGGGGCCAAGCCAGUGGACACGGCCGCCAAGGAGAGAGAGGUCGAGGAGAGGCUGAAGAGGGAACAGGAGAAACUGCAGCGACAGCUAGAGGACAGGAUCCCAGACCGCAAGCCCAGAGAGAGGCACCCCAGCUGGCGCAGUGAGGACCAACCUGCAGAACGCUCUCGAACUGGCAGCGAGUCUUCCCAACCAGGCAGCCAGUCUGGCAGAGCCUCCAAGCGCAGGGAGAGCGAGCGCUCGGUGGACAGUGGUCGUGAAGAGGAGCCCUCCCCUGUGACCCUGCCCCCUCCCAGACAGGACGGGCAGCCCCUGAAGGUGGUGCUUGCCCCGCCCCCCAAGGAGAACGCCUGGGCCAAGAGGACCACGCCUGUUGGGGGCUCCAGUGAGGGCUCGGCUGGGCUACCUGUCGCCCCCAGUAGUGACACAGCCCCACAGCUCACCAGCUCCUCAAGCUUAGCUGAUGAUGAGGCGAAUAAAAAAGAGGUCGAGCUCAGCGAAUAAGUACAGUAUGCAGCCUUGCUAUAAUGGACGCAGACCCACAUGACAAUACGGAGGACAAUGCAGACAGAGGUGGAAUGAAAGAAGUGAAGAUGUUUGAUGCCAAAAGAGUGAGAUCUCUGCUCUGCACCAUGACCUGGCUGGAGCAGCACUACAGCUCCCUUCCUGCUAACCUGCUUCAAUAGAAACCCACCCCACAGUGCUGACUGGCUGCACCUUCAGGACUGUACCUAAAUAUAGAGAAAUAAUGACUGGUUUUAAGUAAAAAAGAGACUGGAGGUUGACGUUUUAAUCAUUAUAACAAUUUUGAAAGGUGGGGUUGAGAAAACAUGUAUUGCUACGGGCGUCGUCGCCACCCACCACCAGUCUAAAUGCUGGACUGUAAGCUGUCUGAGCUCUGUAAGCCUGGUUAUGCUAAUGAUGGAGCGCCUGUGUCCAAGAGGGACAGACAAGAGUUUUAAUAAAAGAAAACGGACAAAGUCUCCUUAUUUUAGGGGGCUUUGCUGACAUACCUUAACUUUUAUUUGACUAUGAGGGAAGCAAUGUUUGUGUUCCUCUGAUCAUCAUGUAUAGCAGUCAUUAGCUGCUUCUUUCCAGGGUCUUUCCCAAUACACCGUCAAUGGCUUCCUGCUUCCUUCACAGAAAGGAACCGCUUCCUUGUCUCAUCCGGACCUGCCUGGAGGUCAACGCCAAGGCAACCAUGUCAUGGAAAAUCAUAUGAGCUGUGUGCUAAAUGUUUUGGAGGAAAGCUCUUCACUCACUCUUAUCCAUGGGCCAAGUGUUGACUGGCAUUUAAUGCAGAGGAUGUUUCAGCAUUGUCAUAUGUAACCCCACUAUCACAUGUAACUGAAGAAGGAGAUCUCAUUAAAUGUUUCUGGAUGUU